Messenger RNA from Pelagomonas calceolata, 1092 nucleotides. The record is from the annotation of a GenBank genome assembly. Lineage: Eukaryota; Pelagophyceae; Pelagomonadales; Pelagomonadaceae.
AGAAAUAGCCGACGCCCAGCUUUUUCGUCCCGCGCGGGCGACUACGCAUCGAUAAGUGCUGCUGCGCGCAGACCCUGGCACCCCUCGCGACACCACAAGCGCCGCGGAGAUCUGCGCCCCGCGGACAGCCCAUUGGCUCCCCGCCACAUUAUUGUGAUUUUGGCUGCGCAGCGAGAACGACUGCGCCGCGGGCACGGACACGCCCGCAAAACAACCGCCACGCUCGCAAAACAAUGGCCGACUUCACGACGACGCCCGAGGACAUGAAGUCCCUCGUCGCCGAGCUCCAGGCGGCGGGCGCGGCCGCGCAGCAAUUGGAGCGCCAGAAGAACGCGGCGAGCGACUUCAAGCGCCAGUUCGACUGCGCGCCCGGCGCGUUGGCGCUGGUGGUGGGCCACAACGGCCAGCGGCUGCGGGAGAUCGAAGCGUCCACGGGCGCGCGCGUGCGGUGCGCGCAGGACCCCGGGCGGCGGCGCAUCAGAUCUGGUGCUCGCGUUCUCAUCGAGGGCGCGACGCGCGACGCCGUCGAGAGUGCUGCUGCAUUGGUCGAGUCGUCGCUGGAACUCGCGAAGAGCCCGCAGCAGAUCAUAAUUCCUCGAUCCGCAUUGGGACGAGUCAUCGGGCGGAACGGCGAGCGCAUCAAGUCCGUCAUCGAGCGGAGUGGGGCCCAGUGCCGGGUGCAGCAAGAUGUCGAUCCGUGCUUCGUCGAGAUCGCGUCGGAAGACCCGAUGACGUUGCAAGUGGCGCGGGAAAUGGUUUUGAGUUUUCUCGAGAGCGGUUUACAGAGUGGGACGUGGGACCUCGAGGAGGCCUGCCGGGCGAAGGCCGCGGCAACUUUAGCGCCGCACCAAGCUAGGAUGCUGGCGAAUCUGUCGUCGCCCUUGGAUCCCUCACGCGCGGCACUAGCAAGGCAGCCGGUCGGGAGGGAAGUCGUCGCCGAGCAGAUGGUCGACCCCUACAAAUUCGCGGACGCGCAGUGGGCGUGCGCGCGGGACCCCGAGGGGCGGCUCUACUACUACAACGCGAUGACCGGGCAAAGUACGUGGGAGGCGCCGCCGGGGUUUAAGGCUCCUGCUUAAUUAAAAAUCACAC